This is a messenger RNA of Kazachstania africana CBS 2517, 315 nucleotides long. It is a transcript of the gene ECM15, whose product is annotated as Ecm15p. The transcript has a single exon. Bases 1 to 315 code for a protein of 104 amino acids. Gene Ontology annotation, cellular component: cytosol. The record is from RefSeq and is a predicted model, not a curated record. NCBI's taxonomy places the organism in Eukaryota, Fungi, Ascomycota, Saccharomycetes, Saccharomycetales, Saccharomycetaceae.
AUGGCAAAAGUUCCUUGUUUAGCAGAUGUUUGUAUGGUUCCAAUUGGUACGAACUCAGCAAGUGUUUCCGAUUUUGUUACUUUAAUUGAAAGAAAAAUACGUGAAAGCCCAUUAAAGAGCACAUUACACAGUGCUGGUACCACAAUUGAAGGUCCCUGGGAUGAAGUAAUGUCUCUUAUUGGAGAAAUCCAUGAAUAUGCACAUGCAAAUGGAUACGUAAGAAUUCAAUCUGAUAUCAGAAUCGGUACAAGAACUGAUAAAGUGCAAACUGCACAAGAUAAAAUUGAUGUAGUACUUAAGAAACUAAAUCAAUAG